CAUGGCCCGCGCCGCGCGACAUGGCGGCCACGUACCUGCUCGAGACGCAGGAACAUUUCAAAUCCAACGGCCGCACCAAGGAGUUCUCGGCGCACGCCGCCAAGGUGCACUCGGUGGCCUGGAGCUGCGACGGCCGCAGGCUCGCCUCCGGCUCCUUCGACAAGACGGCCAGCGUCUUCGUGUUGGAGAAGGACAGGCUGGUUAAGGAGAAUAACUAUCGUGGUCACGGUGAUAGCGUAGACCAACUCUGUUGGCAUCCUACCAAUGCAGACCUUUUUGUGACUGCUUCUGGUGAUAAAACUGUACGAAUCUGGGAUGUCAGAACUACAAAAUGUGUUGCUACUGUCAACACAAAAGGUGAGAAUAUUAACAUCUGUUGGAGUCCUGAUGGCCAAACAAUUGCUGUAGGAAACAAGGACGAUGUGGUAACUUUCAUUGAUGCAAAAUCACACCGAUCGAGGGCUGAAGAACAGUUUAAGUUUGAAGUAAAUGAGAUCUCUUGGAACAAUGAUAAUGAUAUGUUUUUCCUAACCAAUGGCAAUGGCUGCAUCAACUUACUCAGUUAUCCAGAGUUGAAACCUAUUCAGUCAAUCAAUGCACAUCCCUCGAACUGCAUUUGCAUUAAAUUUGAUCCAACAGGCAAAUAUUUUGCUACAGGAAGUGCUGAUGCACUGGUCAGCCUUUGGAGUGUGGAUGAACUUGUGUGUGUAAGAUGCUUCUCCAGACUUGACUGGCCUGUAAGAACGUUAAGCUUCAGCCAUGAUGGGAAAAUGCUAGCAUCAGCUUCUGAGGAUCACUUCAUAGACAUUGCAGAAGUGGAAACUGGUGAAAAGCUAUGGGAGGUGCAGUGUGACUCACCUACUUUUACUGUAGCAUGGCAUCCGAAGCGACCACUCUUGGCUUUUGCUUGUGAUGACAAAGAUGGCAAGUAUGAUAACAGUCGGGAAGCUGGAACUGUUAAACUUUUUGGACUCCCUAAUGAUUCGUGAUACAAUACUCCCAAACUUAAGUGCAGUUGCUCAACAGUGUGCAGAGUGAAACAUGCAAAAACUACUUUGGACUCAAACUUGAUUGGUUUCAUUUUUGGAAGAUCUUUGUAGAAAAAGAAUUUUUUAUUGUUCUUUUUACAAUGAUGCGAGUGUAUUUUGAAUUUGUAUGCUCAUACUAUAGUUCUCCACUUAAUGUGGAAAUGUAUUAUUCAUGAAUGUUCCUGGACAAAUUUGAUGCAAAUAAAACUUUUGUAAUUAAUGUGCAAAUGUGUUGUUGAAAAAAAUUGCAGGCAAACUUAGUAUUUCACUAAAAUAUGUGGAGUAGAAAUUAACUGUUGAAUAUUUUCUACACAUGAAAUGCCAUAUACAAGAUAUCUAAUGCACAGUUGAUUUAUUUGUUGUGUGUUCAAUUUCUUAUUUGGGCUGUAAAAGGUUAUUUCACAGGAAUUUUAAGUGCAGAAGAGGGUGGUCAUUUGGCAACCAAGCUAUUGAAUGUUAAAUUUGCAACUUAUCACAUCAUUGAACUUUUUCAUGAAUUACUUAAGUUUUUGCUUUUACUAGUCCAUUCCAAAAAAAAGUCUUGCUGAAAUGGUUUAACUUGAUAUAGAUGUAUUAGAUGACAAUGUUCUAGAAAUAUAUUAAUGGGGCCCUUGUCCUAAAUUCACUCUUUGACACAUUGGUUUACAUUCGAUUGUUUUAUAGCUACAGUGCUCAUCAGGUAUCAACUUGAUACCAUCGGAGCAGUUUUUGACAUUUUGGGGAAGGUUUUACUCAUUGCAUGUAAAGCCACAACCUUAUAGCUAAGGGGUAAUAAAAUAGGAUAGGUGUAAAAUUGACACCAGUUAUCAAAUCAAAGGGGCACCAGGAUUUUCAAAGAGAUGCAAAAGACAGCUUUUGGCAUUUUGUUCAUGGAUUCUGUAUGAUAUUGGCCUGAAAUGUGCCUGCUUGUUGUUUUAUAAAAAGAUGUCAACUCAAACAUUUGGCAAUAACCUGACUUCUUAAGGUUAAGAAUAAACUUUUGGAUUUACUUGUUUUGCAUAA
Messenger RNA from Pristis pectinata (smalltooth sawfish), 2030 nucleotides. RefSeq names its product THO complex 3 (gene thoc3). The record is from RefSeq and is a predicted model, not a curated record. Gene Ontology annotation, cellular component: THO complex part of transcription export complex. NCBI's taxonomy places the organism in Eukaryota, Metazoa, Chordata, Chondrichthyes, Rhinopristiformes, Pristidae. Gene Ontology annotation, biological process: mRNA export from nucleus. Gene Ontology annotation, molecular function: protein binding. The transcript is spliced from 6 exons. Bases 21 to 989 code for a protein of 322 amino acids.